Bufo gargarizans (Asiatic toad) is the source of this 3123-nucleotide messenger RNA. RefSeq names its product RUN and FYVE domain containing 3 (gene RUFY3). Lineage: Eukaryota; Metazoa; Chordata; Amphibia; Anura; Bufonidae. Gene Ontology annotation, cellular component: cytoplasm. Gene Ontology annotation, molecular function: metal ion binding. Bases 599 to 2497 code for a protein of 632 amino acids. The record is from RefSeq and is a predicted model, not a curated record. Gene Ontology annotation, biological process: regulation of axonogenesis. The transcript is spliced from 18 exons.
UCGCUCUCCCUACAUCAGCAGCAUCCAGACAGCAUCCUGGGACUUGCUUACGCUCCUAGCAUCUCUGGUCACAUGAGUGUGAAUUUUCUCUUCUCUUCAUUAGUCAGCCAUUUUGGUCACCACCCUACUUACUGCGCAGAACCAAUCCUACAAGAUCACAAGUGCCUCUGUUGUGCAGACCUGCUGCCCUCUUUGAACCUCUUGGAUUCCUGUUAUUGCCUUUCAUUGUCAUUUAUGUGCUUGGUGGGCGACUGCUUGGAAUUUGCACAAUCUAGCUUACUAGCUUUGACAAAGAUAAUCUUAGAACCUGGAGUUUGUGUUCUGAAAGGCAGGUUUGACGCAUGACAAUUGGCAUCAGAGCAGCAGGGAGGCGGAAGAGGCAGGGACUGUCCUCAGGAUUCCAGAGCGAACCAGAAAGGAAGAGCUUCCUUUCCGUAUUGGUGGAAAUCCAGAAACUGUAAGACCUUUCCUAGCUCUCUGCAUGUUGAUGGUGCCACUUUACGUCUGAGCUCAUUGCCUUCCUAACUUGUGCGACCAUCUUGGAUUGUUGGACGCUGUUGUUUUCUUUUUGGGUGGCUUUUGUAUCACCUGAGCCAUUAUGUCGGCUCUUACUCCUCAAAGCGACAUGCCAACCCCCACCACAGACAAGAUAACACAGGCUGCCAUGGAGACCAUCUACCUUUGCAAAUUCCGCGUCUCUAUGGAUGGCGAAUGGCUGUGCUUGCGCGAACUUGACGACAUCUCGCUUACGCCAGACCAUGAACCUAAUCCUGAAGAUCCCAAUUAUCUCAUGGCCAAUGAACGGAUGAAUCUGAUGAAUAUGGCAAAGUUGAGUAUAAAGGGCUUGAUCGAGUCUGCUCUGAAUCUGGGUCGGACUCUGGACUCUGAUUACGCACCUUUGCAGCAGUUCUUUGUGGUGAUGGAGCACUGCCUAAAACAUGGAUUAAAAGGUAAAAAGACGUUUCUGGGACAGAACAAAUCAUUCUGGGGACCCUUGGAACUGGUGGAAAAACUUGUACCAGAGGCAGCUGAGAUCACCGCCAGUGUAAAAGACCUACCUGGCCUCAGGACACCCGUGGGCAGAGGCCGGGCUUGGCUGCGUUUGGCUUUAAUGCAGAAAAAGCUCUCUGAGUACAUGAAAGCCCUAAUUAAUAGGAAGGAUCUCCUGAGUGAAUUCUAUGAGCCCAAUGCCCUAAUGAUGGAAGAGGAAGGGGCGAUCAUUUCUGGCCUUUUAGUUGGACUUAAUGUGAUUGAUGCAAAUUUUUGUAUGAAAGGGGAAGACCUUGAUUCACAGGUUGGAGUCAUUGAUUUUUCCAUGUACUUAAAAGAAGGUCCUAUUGCCAAAUCCAGUGAAGAAGAUGUCCAGAUAACGGCUAUUUUAGAUCAGAAGAAUUAUGUAGAGGAGCUUAACAGACAGUUAAGUGCCACCGUCAACAACCUGCAGACAAAGGUGGACGCAUUAGAAAAAUCCAACACCAAACUAACGGAAGAGCUUGCCGUGGCAAACAAUAGAAUCAUCACCAUGCAGGAGGAAAUGGAGAGGAUGAAAGAAGACAGUACAUACUUCUCCAAGGGUAACAAACAAGAGAGAACUGCAGAUGGACAAACUUUUACUGAAGUCAAGAAACAUUUGAAGGAAGAAACCCAGUUGAGACUGGACAUAGAGAAAGAACUGGAGGUCCAAAUAGGAAUGAGACAAGAGAUGGAAAUGGCUAUGAAGAUGCUGGAUAAAGACGUCUGUGACAAGCAAGAUGCUUUAGCAGCGCUCAGACAACAACUUGAUGAUCUCAGGGCUUUAAAGCACGAACUGUCCUUUAAACUUCAGAGCUCAGACUUGGCUUUGAAACAGAAGACGGAGUUAAACAGUCGCUUAGAAGAGAAAACCAAUCAGAUGGCCGCCACCGUCAAACAACUGGAGCAGAGAUUGAGAGUGUCAGAACGAGAUCGACUGGAGGCCGAGGAUGCCAACAGACUCUUCAAGCAAGAGUUUGGUGACAAGAUUGAGAGUCUGCAAAUAGAAGUGGAUCAGCUCCGAAAGCAGUGCUCUCAAUAUGAAGUGGAAUUGAAGAAAGAACCAAAACGAAGGGCUUCUGGCAAUCAAAAAGAGAAGGAACUGCCGGAAAAUAAAUACUCGCCAUUGAGAAUACCACAUCUUCUACAAAAAAACAUGAAUACACAAUUUAAAGUAGCUGAUGAAAAUGUGAGACAAGCUGUGAGCGAGACAAGCAGCACCACACAAAAGAAUACAGGAUCACCUUCAAUAAACACAGAGAGUGAGGAGCAGGAUGGUGAAAGGACAAUCCUUCAAAUGUGUCAGCUGUGUCGAGAAGAAUCCAGCAUUUUGCUUACCAAGAAUGAAUGCAAAAAUUGUGGUGGGAUAUUCUGUUCCACUUGUUCGUCAAAUGAAAUUCCUCUUCCAUCCUCCAUUAAUCCGGAACGAGUGUGUAAUCUCUGUUACAAGAGACUGAUACAGCAAUAUUCAAACAGCCCAUCUUAAAAUCGAGGCUUCAUGUAGAUUUGCAUCGCAACUGGAAAUUACCCCAAUCCUGCGCACACUAAAAGAUGAGACAACAUAUCAGCUAAAUUAAUGUACCUGUCAAACUGGAGUAUCGAUGUAAAUUUUCUUAGGAAGAUGGGUAUGAGAGCCCCCAUCUUCAAACUCUUAAGGAGCUUCCAUUGCUUAUCAGGACAAGUUUGGCACUCUGCUUGAAUGUUGUGGAACGCUGUUGUUCUUCUGACUUUAUAACGGUGAUGGGGAUUUCUUUGACAUAAAGUUGGGGGCUAGCGGAAGUCAGAUUGAGGACUAAAUUAGACUAGCUAAUGUCAGAUUCAUCACUGUGAACCAAUCUGAGAAAACAUAUGCUGCUGAAAUGUUAUAUUAGAAUAUGUACAGUUGUAUAUUUUUGGUAAAAGUGAAUUGUGUAAUCUAUGGGGUGGGGGCCACUUGAACAUUACCAUCUGGCAAAACACAAGGCUUUUCUCUGCUUCUUUGGAUAGAAUAACUCCAUAAACUGCCCCUACACAUGAAUGGACUGCUGUUAUAGGAAACUGUUAUGCAUAGAAAUACUUCUUUGCUGGAGAACUUGCACAACUGUUACAAUGAAUAAAGUGAAGAGAACCUGG